Gordionus sp. m RMFG-2023 is the source of this 1544-nucleotide messenger RNA. RefSeq names its product dual specificity protein kinase CLK2-like. The transcript is spliced from 12 exons. Gene Ontology annotation, molecular function: protein serine/threonine kinase activity; ATP binding. Lineage: Eukaryota; Metazoa; Nematomorpha; Gordioida; Chordodea; Parachordodidae. The record is from RefSeq and is a predicted model, not a curated record. Gene Ontology annotation, cellular component: nucleus. The coding region runs from base 155 to 1309 and encodes 384 amino acids. Gene Ontology annotation, biological process: protein phosphorylation; regulation of RNA splicing.
UUUUCAUCAUAAUUAAAAUUAAUAUUAUUUUCAAAUUUCUCAUUUAGAAAAGAACAUAUGUAGAUUUACAUUUAAUUUUCAAUUAUGGAACAACUUUAUGUCAUUACUCGUUAAUAUAGGCAUAGAAAUGUUAUAAAUUCCAUAACUGAAUAUCAUGCCAAUUGUAAACGAAAAAUAUGAAAAUUUCUGGAAUCGAGUAAUAGUUGAUAAUCAAUUCGGUAAAAACUUUAAAAUUGAUCAGCGAAAAUCAAUUUGCCACUUACAUUUACCGAAGAUUAUUAAAAACGACAAAUUUGGACAUUUGAUAUAUAAAAAGGGUGAUUACAUUAGAAACCAAUAUGAAAUUAUAUGCACUCUCGGUGAAGGUACAUUUGGGAAAGUGGCAUUAGUCUCCGACAAAAUAAGACGUCAUGAUGCUCCACAGACUCAAGCUUUAAAAAUAGUCAAAAAUAUCGAAAAAUACCGUGAGGCCGCUAAGCUAGAAAUUAAUGUUUUAAAAAUGAUUAAAAAAUUGGACACAAAACAAAAAUCAAAUUGCGUAAACUUGAUAGAUUGGUUCGAUUAUCAAGGCCACAUAUGUAUUAGCUUUGAAGUUUUAGGGUCCAGCGUUUUCGAUUUUUUGAAAAAUAACAACUACCAAUCAUUUCCUUUGGAACAAAUAAAAAGUAUUAGUCAUCAACUACUCAAAGCCUGCAAAUUUUUACAUGAAAACCACAUUACUCAUACUGAUUUGAAACCUGAAAAUAUGCUCUUUAUAGAUUCUUCAUUUGUAACUUUAUACGACAAGUCAACAAGUAAGAGAUACAUGAAAGUCAAAAAGACAGCGAUAAAAUUGAUAGAUUUUGGUUCAGCUACUUUUGAUCACGAACAUCAUAGUUCAUUAAUAUCCACAAGGCAUUACCGGGCACUUGAAGUUAUAUUAAAUAAUGGAUGGUUUCAAAGUUGUGAUAUAUGGAGCAUAGGUGCGAUUCUUUUUGAGCUAUAUAGAGGAUUUACUCUAUUUCAAACGCAUGAUGACAAAGAACAUUUAGCAAUGAUGCAAAGGAUAUUAGGCCCCAUUCCCUCUAAUCUUUUAAACAAAUCAAAAGUUUAUUUCCUCAAUGAUGGAAAAUUAAUUUACGAAAAUAAUAGUCCUUUAAUUCAAUACGUGCAUAAACAAUGCAAACCUUUAAAAGACUACAUGUUGGCAAGGUCGGAGCAACAUUUAUUACUGUUUGAUUUAAUCGCUUUGUUACUUAAUUAUGACCCUAACCAAAGGAUAACUAGCAAGGCUGGACUUGAUCAUUCAUUUUUUAUGGAAAUGUCUUAGCUUAACGAUUAAUUAGAACUUUAAACACUUGCCAAUAUAAAUUGAAUAUUGUGAAGAUCAUAUUUAAUUUUUUAUUAAUUUUUAAAAUAAUUCAAUUUAUAGUUUAUAUUAUACUAUAAAAACUUUAUUUUUACUGCCAUGUUAUUUUAUAUUUAUCUUUUGUAUAAUAACGUUAUUAAAAUUCUGUUUAUAGUAAUCUAUUUUUACCCAGAGAAGAUAUUUUUUUAAUUAAAUU